AAAUUAAAUUUCUUUUAAAUCGUUUCUUAUUUGUACAAGCUUUUUUUGUGACUACCUUUCAAACUAUUCUUCCUCGAUGGAUCCUAAAUGCGAAAAUUGUCAUAAAGCCGUGUAUAUGGCCGAAAAAGUGACCGUUGAUGAAAACAAGGCAUAUCAUAUCGGCUGCUUUCGUUGCUCCACUUGUAAAGUUAAGCUUAGUCUCGGAAAUUAUACUUUGCUAGAUGGAGUCCUUUUUUGCAAGCCACAUUUUCAUGAAGCAUUUCUUUCAGCUGGAGCAUACCGAGCACCAGACAAUUCCAAAAAAACAAAUGAAGAGUCUUCAACGAAUGAAAAUGAACAAGGUGUUGCUUCUCAGACUAGUCAAGUUCCAUCUUCACAAACUGCCGAAAAUCCAAAAGCAAACAACGCUUUAGAAGAAUCGUCUCCUGUCGCAGUGUUGCAACCAAGUCACAAGAACAACGAAAAAACUCCGAUUGAUACAGAAAUGCAUAAAGACGUUCACAAGAAAGAAGAAAAAGAAGAAGAAGAUGAUGAAAACGUUGAUCCAAGACACCGACACAAUUUACGUUCGGUACUUCGCUCUUCAGGACAAAAAAAGAACUCAAAAAGAGAUGUUGGAAUUGCAUCCAAAGGCAGAAAGACUGGUUCUCUUCUUCUACAAAACUCUUCAAGUGGUGGACUCAUGAAAGGUUCCGGAAGAUUCUUGCACUUGUCACAUAUGGAUUCUGCCGACAGCUUGGAUACCUAUGACCUCGUGGAAGAUAUUUCCGUGAUUUCCUCGAUGUUGAAGGAACACCAGAGAGAAAUUUCUGCUAUUAGAGCAGCUUUGAACAGAAUACAAGAAAACUUGGAAACUAUAUAACUUUGUCAAAAGAUUAAUAAAAUGAAAGGUUGCAUUACAAU
Messenger RNA from Galdieria sulphuraria, 903 nucleotides. RefSeq lists its product as uncharacterized. Gene Ontology annotation, biological process: actin filament bundle assembly. Lineage: Eukaryota; Rhodophyta; Bangiophyceae; Galdieriales; Galdieriaceae. Gene Ontology annotation, cellular component: plasma membrane; actin cytoskeleton. The transcript has 2 exons. Bases 77 to 862 code for a protein of 261 amino acids. The record is from RefSeq and is a predicted model, not a curated record. Gene Ontology annotation, molecular function: actin filament binding.